AAAUACUUAAAGUGCAUUAAUACGCUAAUAUAUUACAUGUGGUCUAUUGUCGGCUCCCCACUCUGGAGAGGUCAUCGGUUCUUGCUUGUAACAGUCUUAAAACACACACGCUGCAAAACGUCUUCUGCCCAACGUAGGCAUACUGGCUUUCGUCUUUGUAAUGCCGAAUUACCCGCCUCGUCCGGACCUCAUUAUUCAAUGAGUAGUAACAAUCCUGAGGCCUCCACAGUUCAAAAACCCUCCAGCAAGCCCAGUACCAAGAGAAAGAAGGAAAAAAUUAGUACGACAUCAGAAGAUGAUUCAAUACCCAUUAAACAUUUGUCUGAUUCGGGAGGAUCGAGUCCACCCGAUGAUGAUGAGGUCCACUUAACUGAAGCCGAUGUGAGACUUGCGAUGCGAACGUUGAUGGAGCAACACCUUUCACAGAAAAACACUCUGAACAGAAUAGCUGAUGAAAAAUUAAAGAGGCAACAGAGACUGAUAAAGAUUGCCCAUGAGUCUCGUCUAAGACGUAUUGAAGAAAAGACUCAUAACUCUAUGAAACUUCUUGGUGCAGAUGGAGCGGCUCUGGGGGAUGGUAUUCUGCCACUCUUUAGUCAACAUCGAGGCGACUCAUCAAGCCUGGCAAAAGCCUCCAAUUCCGCAUCUAGCAUGACUGAUUGGCGCGCAUAUAAUCCGGUAUCGGGUAACACCCCGCAUGAGAUACCCAUCUCCACUGAAGCUGAUGAGGUGAGAGAUGAGUGGGAGUAUAAAACCCUGCAAUCGUUAUGUGAGCCGAAUUUAUCUGUGUACGACUCAGAGCACGACAUACGCAUCCGCACUGGGGACGCCUUGCGUGAAGAAGAGGAAAUAGCGCGCUCAACAGCAGCAGGUGUCGUUUUUGACGGUGAAGGGGCUGUAGAAGAUGGAUCAACUCAUAGUUUGCGUAGGAAAGGCGGCACGAGUAGUAAUGCAGUCUUAGAUGAUAAACCAAUCAGGCCGAUUUCCACCAGUAUGCUGCAAUACGAGGUAACAGCUGAGGAGGAUGAAGACUUUCCUGUGCACAUUUACGAAGCAGACAACGAUUAAUUCAUGUUGAUGUUUUAUGCAUUAAAUAGUGCGAUCACUUAAACGUUUGCUUGCAUGAUUGGUUGCAUAAUCACAAUAUAAAUAUCAAGAGCAAACGAGGUAAUCUCCGCAAACGAUCAAAAACUCAUCUUCGAUCUGUUGAAUCAUAUCAUUACUGUAUUUAUUUACUCCUUGAGACACAAA
This is a messenger RNA of Phytomonas sp. EM1, 1251 nucleotides long. NCBI's taxonomy places the organism in Eukaryota, Euglenozoa, Kinetoplastea, Trypanosomatida, Trypanosomatidae. The record is from the annotation of a GenBank genome assembly.